GACGAGCACAGCAACACAAAGUGUAGCAAUCGUACUCGCAAUUCAGAGAGAGCAGCAACAAAAUCACAGGAAGAACCAGCUGAGCAAUAGCAAAAAAGGAGGACGAACCCAAGGAAUUAAUUUGCAAAUUGUCAGAUUUCCAAAAGGAAAGAACAAAAUGAAGUUCCAAUACAAGGAGGACUAUCCCUUCGAAAAGAGGAAGGCUGAGGGUGAGAAAAUCCGAAGGAAGUAUCCCGAUCGUGUCCCCGUCAUCGUGGAGAAAGCACCAAAGGCGAAGAUUGGGGAUCUGGACAAAAAGAAAUACUUGGUUCCCUCAGAUUUGACUGUUGGCCAAUUUUACUUUCUCAUUCGAAAGAGAAUUCAUCUGCGACCAGAGGAAGCCCUAUUCUUUUUCGUGAACAAUGCCAUUCCCCCGACUUCUGCGACUAUGGGCUCCAUUUAUCAAGAGCAUCACGAGGAUGACUUUUUCCUCUACAUUGCCUAUUCGGAUGAAAGCGUUUACGGAGCAUAAUGGUUCAAUUUAACACGCUGUGAUCAUUUCAACUCUGGAAAAUAUAUAUACCACAAAAUUUCUUUAUCCGUUUUUUAGCGAAAUUCCACUUAAAUCAAUCCAUUGUUAUCCCAAUUAUGAAUUAGAAUUGUCGUCAACAUCGCCGUCGCAGAACCUUUUCUCAGUGUUCCUUUAGUAUCCGAUUGAAGUGUAAACGUAUAAAAAACGAAGAAAUCCUGUUAAAUAAUUAAUCAAUAUGGUAUUUGUAUCAGUAAUUAAAUCCCACAAAAAAACUAAA
Folsomia candida is the source of this 788-nucleotide messenger RNA. Its product is annotated as gamma-aminobutyric acid receptor-associated protein. Bases 158 to 511 code for a protein of 117 amino acids. NCBI's taxonomy places the organism in Eukaryota, Metazoa, Arthropoda, Collembola, Entomobryomorpha, Isotomidae. The transcript has 3 exons. Gene Ontology annotation, molecular function: ubiquitin protein ligase binding; GABA receptor binding. The record is from RefSeq and is a predicted model, not a curated record. Gene Ontology annotation, biological process: macroautophagy; autophagosome assembly; autophagy of mitochondrion. Gene Ontology annotation, cellular component: autophagosome; autophagosome membrane; cytosol.